UUUUGUUGACCUGGUUGCUUGUUUUUAUCGCGAGAUUUGGCAACAUAUUUGGUCCUGGGACCCGACACUGCUUUUGCUAAGAGAUACUGACAGCUGGGCUCAAUCUGGCCUUGUUUUUUAAUUGUUACCAAGUUACAUGUACAGUGUGUUAAAGUUACAGUCAUCUGUUUUCACUCUGACACACGCGUAUCUGCUGCUAAAUGCACGAGUUUGUGGACGUAACAAUGUGAAAGAAAAGCGACAAUGUGAAUAGAAGGAGUCACAGGGAAGUCUUCAGGGCCAAUACGACCGUAGACGUCUUUUCUCAUACUAUGGUGAAAAAACGAAUCCAAAGUGUCUCAGCAGUCGGUGGAGCUUUUUACAAAACCACCCAUGAUUAGUGAGGAAAUGGAUGUCUUCACCGCACCUCAUGUUUCCCUGCAUGACUGUAUUUGGGAGAAGACACGCCCACCCUAAUAAAGCCUGGACUUUCUCUCCUCCAAUUCAAACAAAGGAGAAGGCGACGGGUUCGCGGUGACGCGCACUGAGCAUCCGAGCACCUUGGAGACACCACGAGUCUGUACUCACAGCGACGCACCGGCACAGACAGACAGAGACGAGAGCACACACGCCCCCCUCAAGACCCACCUGAAACGCAGCAGCCGGUCAGUGGUUCAGUUUGAAGGCCGUGGAAGGAGACGCCGUUCCCCGUACGUUUAAAGCCAGGACACCGUGUUCCCAUGAUGUCAUACCUGUGGAUUCUGCUAUUAGGGAGCCUGCUGGUCACCGGCGCCAAAGCACAAGAAGAAGAAGCUGCUGCUGAGACCACAGACCCUGAUGCACCAGCGCCAGAUGCUGAGGCAGUUCCUGAGGCUGUCGAGGAUGUAGCAGCACCUGAAGAAGAUCCCGCAGACCCAGCAGCACCUGUAGAAGACACUGCAGACACAGCAGCAUCUAAAGAAGACACUGCAGCCCCAGCUGCACCUGUAGAAGACACUGUAGACACAGCAGCACCUGUAGAAGACACUGUAGACACAGCAGCACCUGUAGAAGACACUGUAGACACAGCAGCACCUGUAGAAGACACUGUAGACACAGCAGCACCUGUAGAAGACACUGUAGACACAGCAGCACCUGUAGAAGACACUGCAGACACAGCUGCACCUGAAGAAGAUCCCGCAGACCCAGCAGCACCUGCAGAAGACACUGCAGACACAGCUGCACCUGAAGAAGAUCCCGCAGACCCAGCAGCACCUGCAGAAGACACUGCAGACCCAUCAGCACCUGUAGAAGACACUGUAGACACAGCAGCACCUGUAGAAGACACUGCAGACACAGCAGCAACUGAAGAAGACACUGCAGCCCCAGCAGCCCCUGUAGAAGACACUGUAGACACAGCAGCACCUGUAGAAGACACUGUAGACACAGCAGCACCUGUAGAAGACACUGUAGACACAGCAGCACCUGUAGAAGACACUGCAGACCCAGCUGCACCUGAAGAAGAUCCCGCAGACACAGCAGCAACUGAAGAAGACACUGCAGACACAGCAGCAUCAAAAGAAGCCACUGCAGACACAGCAGCACCUGUAGAAGACACUGUAGACACAGCAGCACCUGUAGAAGACACUGUAGACACAGCAGCACCUGUAGAAGACACUGCAGACACAGCUGCACCUGAAGAAGAUGAUACAGAAGAUGAUGCAGCACCUGGUCCAGAGGCUGAAGUACCUGCUGUGGUGGACAGUGUUGCAGCAGAGACUGAGGCAACAGGAGACAAAGAAGAAGAUCUAGAUGAUCCUGACAGUGAUACUAAUUCAAACGUUGUUAACGAGGAAAUCGUAGUGCCGAAAAGCAGGUCCGGAGUGAAUGCCCAGAGCCCCAUGGGUGACGAGGACAAUGCUGCUCUUCAGGUGAAUGCAGCGCCUGUAUCUGGCUCCUCAGUGGAUGAUAACACCGAGACCAAAGAAGCCAGCUCCAGCUCUGUAGCAGGUGUCGUGUGUGGAAUUGCCGUCGCUGCUAUUGGAGCCGUGGCAGGAUAUUUCACAUAUCAGAAGAAGAAACUGUGCUUCAAUACCAGACAGGAACCCGACCCAGAAGCUGGGCGCAAGGCUGACGUAGCAGAGGCUCAGUCAGAUCCCCAAGUCCUUAGCAACCUGCUGACCUCUUCUUAGACCGGCACUGAUCACAUGACCGACUGUCUGGACCAACUACAGUCAGCGGUGUGGAAAUCUCACUGUUAGACUCUCUCCUUUGUAAAGUGAGAGAUUACUGUGAGGCCCUGGGGUAGGGCAGUUUGUGUGUGUAUGUGGCUGUGUGUGUGUGUGUGUGUGGAUGUUUGAAGGUAUGUGCGCAUGUGUGUGGGAAAAAUAUAGAUAACAAAAAUCAAAUAAAUAGCCUCCAUUUAAACAUUGGGGGUUUAUUGAUUGCUAUAAUUUAGAAAAUGUAUAAAAUACUUGGUCAAAUUUUCUACUUUAAAAACCAAAUCGAAUGUCUUUAUCAAAGGGGACACUAAAGCGAAGAGAUCUCCAGUUAACUAUGACCAUUAGCUACAGUAGCUCAGAUACUACACAGAACUACCUUUUUUUAUUGUUAUUUGUAUGACUGCAAUCUAGCUUUAGUAAGUCCUUGUGAAUAUAAACAGAGAUAUUGAUGUGGUAGUUGUUUAACUCGAUUUCCUGUCAGCCAAAUUCUUCAUUUUUCUCACUAUUUGAGCCAUCCGUAUCAUUUUCAAAAUCCAGCAGCCGUGGAUCGUGUGAUCCAUCCACAUGUUUUGUAAAGUCCAACCCAUUGAGUGAAUCAUAGUCUUCACUUUUAAAUACAAGUAUCUGUAGUAUACAUGUAGGAUAGACGAAUAACAGGGGCUUCAAUAACUACCACUGCCUGUCUUGAUUUUGUUGCGUAUUAACAUGAAAUGGCUCCUUUUCACAGUAGACUUUUUGACUUGUCCCUGGUAGAAGAGGCAGAGGCCUUUAUGAGUACCUGAACCACGGCUUUGUUCUAUUCAAACGCCCCAGUCAAAAACUGUUCUUGAAAAUGCCAGCCAAAACCCAAACUUUUGGGAAUAGUCUUAAACGGUCCAAUCUGUGUUCAGAGGGCCAAUGAUGUCACUGUAUAUGUGUGUGUGGGUGUGUUUGUCUUUUGAUUGGUGAAGGGGCUUAGUUUUAAAUCUUGUUGGGUCUAAUUAGAACACUUACUACUCAGCAAAUGGAAUAAAUGAAAUGGAGAAAUUUGCAAAGGAACACUUAAAAGUCAAUGGUGAAAAAAAAAGAAACAAUUUAAUACGUAUUAAUACGAUUCUUCUACCAGUAUUUUCCCUGUAAAAAAAAUAUGUACAUUUGAGAGGAGAGGUGAAGUAAAAUUCUGUCCUAGUUGAUGGACGUUUUCAUGACAUGAGCCGGAGGUCAUGCACUUGUGUGUUAGACAUUGCUCUAAUGUACUUUGUGGAAAUCUAGUUGUGAUGCAGUAGUUUGUUUUCUAUAGUGCCUUUCACUGACACAGACUGACUUGGUCAAGUUACAGACACAGAGAAGAGAGUUCAAAAUCUGAUCUUGAACCCCGGAAUAGUGGUUGAAAAUCUUUUGAAAAUUGAAAGUUUUUACAACCAUUUUGUGGCAUCAUAAACAGUCGUGUUGUGUUCCGCUGUGGGAUUCUGCUGACUUUGUGUCUGUUUAUCUGGGCAAGUCAGUUACUGUCGUGGUGUUUUUGCUAUCAUCCAUACUGCCACAUCGCAAACAUCGCUCGCCUGUGGUUUUUAUAUGAAUUCACUAUCCUGUGGCAGUGGUGCCUCUGUGCCGACACAGAACAUCUCUAGUCAACCUGCUUGCUGUGGUAUUUUGUGAUAAUUAUUGUGAAAUCCCAAAACAGUGCUGUUUAAAACAAACAAACAAACAAAAAAAAGCCUAACAAUUUUCUUAGCUGUAGCAAAUAAUAUUAACUUCUGAAUGUCUUUUUGUUGCCUUGCAUUUUUGUACUUGAUCCCUUUAAACGUAGGGCAGUAGAAGUGGCGUAGUGCUGCGGUUCAUGUAUUAGUGUAUUACCUUGUAAAGCACCAUAUAGCUGCAAUACAGGACAGAGACUGUUGCUAACAGCCUUGCCUCGAGCUGAGAAAUGUUAAGUCUGUGAUGUCGCGUAAUGAUUAAUUCUACUGUAUGAACUGUGGACCGGAUGCUAGCUCGACGUUUAGUCGGAGCUGACUUCUCAUCCUGAAAUCUGUGACAAACCGAGUGUCUCUGGGCACACUGAAGCUGUGUGUCCUGAGAGCUCCUCUGAUAUCUGCUACAUUGGCAUAAAAAUGCACAAGGUACCCACUAGACAAAAGUACAAGCUUUCAGAUAUAGCCACUGAUGCCUUCGGAACAGAGGAUUCCCAGCCACUAAGUGCAGCAGCAAUCAGCAUUAGCACACAGAUUGCCUGUAGAAUCACAAACCGUACUAUGUGGAAGUGCAGGAGGAAGGGAUGACCUUCUCUCCUGCCCAGUGUUUUGGUUUGAUGAGGAAUCAGAACCGCCCCCCCGCCCCCCCACACACCCCCGUAAUCCACAAACUAUUACCAACGUGAAUGUAAAUAAAGGGAAUCUUCAAGUUACUGGGUCCUAAAGUGCACUUCCCAAUCAGUUAGGGCAUCAAUCAUGGCACUGACCAUUCCUGCCUUAUUCCACCUGGUGAAUGUCCCAGAGAGGAAAGCAAAGAACAAUGUCAUCAUCCCAGAGAAACGAUGAAACAAGCAGAGAUGUUUUGCAGGUUAUUUUAUAAACAAUCUCUACGGGAGAAGCACUUUCCUAUCCUGUAUACAUCUUGAUUCAUUCAACAUAUUAAGACACUAAAUUUUUCACAGAUUAUUGCGUGACUUUAUUUAAAGAUCCUGUGUUUUAGUUUUUAUAGGAACUGUCUUCUUCAUUUUGUCCCCUGGCAUUUGUGUUGGUCUUCUGCAAUUGUGUAAAUAAUGUUUGAGGAGUCAAUUAAAUGUGGGAGUUGGUGUGUUAUUCCCCUGAAAAAAA
Molecule: messenger RNA, 4975 nt
Organism: Cynoglossus semilaevis (tongue sole)
Lineage: Eukaryota; Metazoa; Chordata; Actinopteri; Pleuronectiformes; Cynoglossidae
Product: acidic repeat-containing protein
Exons: 11
Coding region: 720-2150 (476 amino acids)
Source: RefSeq, a predicted model, not a curated record